UAGAUUUUGGGUUUGUAUGCAGUUUAAAGUGUAAUAGAUUAGGAUAUACAGUAAUAUUUUGCAACACACUCUUAUUGAAUAUCCAGUGUUUUUUCACUUCCUUUUAGAAGCUGGAGUCUCGAUGUGUGGACUCUUGUUUGUCCGGAUACAGAAAAAAGCCAAAAUCUUCAAUCCACUCUUGCUGCUAUGACUGUGUCCCAUGUUCAAGAGGCCAGAUAUCCAAGACAGACAGCGAGAACUGUAUCAAUUGCCCAGAGGAAGAAUGGCCCAAUGAGAAGAAAGAUCGGUGUAUUCCAAAACUCCCUGAAUUCCUUUCCUACACUGAUGCCAUUUGUAAAGUAUUCCUAACAUUUUCUAUUUUACUCUGCAUUGUGACUGUUUUAAUAAAAGGGAUUUUUAUUUCCUAUAUGAACACCCCCAUCGUGAAAGCUAAUAACAGAUACCUGAGUUUCGUUCUCCUUGUCUCCAUCAUGUUAAGCUUCCUCUGUGUGUUCUUGUUCUUUGGCCAGCCACUGGAUAUAACCUGUAUACUGCGUGUCACAACAUUUGGAGUCAUCUUCUCCAUAGCCAUCUCCUCUCUUCUUGCUAAAACAAUCAUGGUUUACAUCGCUUUCAAAGCCACCAAACCUGGCAGCUACUGGAAGAAAUGGAUGGGAAGCAAACUGGCCAAGUCCAUAGUAUCAGUGUGUUCAUUCAUUCAAGUAUUAAUAUGCAUUACUUGGUUGUCCUCUUCCCACCCUUUUCAGGAAAUGGACACUUACUCUUAUCAGGACAAGAUCAUUAUUCAGUGUAAUGAAGGGUCGGUUAUUGGAUUCUACUCUGUGUUGGGUUAUAUGGGGUUUCUGGCAGCUGUGAGUUUUGUUCUGGCUUUCAUGGUGAGGACAUUACCGGACAGUUUUAAUGAAGCCAAACACAUCACCUUCAGCAUGCUGUUGUUCUGCAGUGUCUGGAUUGCCAUGAUCCCGGCCUAUCUGAGCACCAAAGGGAAAUACAUGGUGGCUGUGGAGAUAUUCGCCAUAUUGGCCUCAGGUGCUGGACUUCUAAGCUGUAUAUUUUUUCCAAAAUGUUUCAUUAUAUUAUUUAAACCUGAAUUGAAUGCACAAUCACGUUUACUUGAUAGCAGAAAUAGACAUGAGUAACUACUUCUAAGGAUCGGUUUAUAUAUGUUUUUACACAAGAUUCACAUUGCUUUCACCCAAAUCUACUGAGAUUCAAAUGGAAAAUUGUGUUAAUCCUGGAUGAAAGUUGUGUAAAUCUUGUGUGAUUUUUUUUUUAAUACUAAGGUAAGUAUACUGCAAUGAAAUCUGGGGCUGAAAGUGGUUGAUGUUUUUUUGUUUAAAUUAAUGUUAUUGUUAUGUUGGUGUAUUCACUGUAGGGCAUUUGAUUAGUAGGUAGGCAGCUUCUGCAAGCCAAGCAGUUACUACAAUCACCCUGGUUUGUGUAUUCAAAACUCUUAUCUAGAAAUUGGAGAGCCAUACCAAUGUGUUUUACAAAAUUAAGCCACCAGAUUGUCAACCUUAUAUUUGGUUAAUCCUUGGUGAAGGGCAGGGGCGUUGUUAGGUCUACAAAAGAUCCAGGGAUAGAGCCCAUAGCAGUGAAGUAAAGAAAGUAAUACGCUUUACAUCAGGGUCUCCAGAGCCCUCCUUGUUACAUCAUGGUCCCCAGAGAGCCACCCUCCAUACAUAAGGGUCUCCAGAGCCCUCCUUGUUACAUCAUGGUCUCCAAAGAGCCCCCUCCGUAUAUCAGGGUCCCCAGAGCCCUUCUUGUUACAUCAGGGUCCCCAGAGACCCCCCUCCUGACAUCAGGGUCCAUAGAGUCCUCCUUGUUACAUCAGGGUCCCCAGAGAGCCCCCCUUACUUGAGGGGCCCCAGAGAGGUGCCCCCCUUACAUCAGGGUCCCCAGAGCUGCUCUUUUUCUAGCAUUAAAUAUAAGCCUCCUAAAGUUUCUUACCUUCUUUAAAUUCACAACAUCUGAAGGGGGAGGCGGGGCACUGGCAGCAGCCACGUCUAAAUGAGAAGGUUCCAUACUGGGAGGGAUCGGAGUUAGACAAACUGGUUGUUUGGUUGAUAGCAACCAACCACUGAGGAGACAGUAAUGCCAGGAGGUGUGGCAGCAUCCAUUCCAGGACAGGUCUGCAAGCCAGAAAGUUCCAUUCUCCACUGAAUGCGGGAAGCAGAGUCACAGGGUGGGUUGCUAGACGAUGCAACCAACCACUACUGGAAUGUCAGUCAGUGGCGAGCAGGAGCUAGGACUGUUGCUGCGGAUGUACGGCACCGCUGGCUGCACCUGGUAAGAAACUCGGGGCUAUGGGCCCCAGAAUCAGGGCUAUAGCCCCAGAAGCCAUCCCCUAGCAACGCCACUGGUGAAGGGGCUGAUGUUGGAGCCCUGAAAUGCAUUGCCUGUUUUACCCUGUUAUUAUUUGAAAUAAAUGU
Molecule: messenger RNA, 2432 nt
Organism: Rana temporaria (common frog)
Lineage: Eukaryota; Metazoa; Chordata; Amphibia; Anura; Ranidae
Product: vomeronasal type-2 receptor 26-like
Exons: 2
Coding region: 408-1139 (243 amino acids)
Biological process (GO): G protein-coupled receptor signaling pathway
Cellular component (GO): membrane
Molecular function (GO): G protein-coupled receptor activity
Source: RefSeq, a predicted model, not a curated record